Molecule: messenger RNA, 4404 nt
Organism: Triplophysa dalaica
Lineage: Eukaryota; Metazoa; Chordata; Actinopteri; Cypriniformes; Nemacheilidae
Gene: ube2ql1
Product: ubiquitin-conjugating enzyme E2Q family-like 1
Exons: 3
Coding region: 541-1377 (278 amino acids)
Source: RefSeq, a predicted model, not a curated record
GGUUAGUAAGGCGCUUGCAGCCGAUCAGUGAUUGGACAAACGAGUUGUCAAUCAUACAGCCGUAGAACCCCAGCAAACAGUGGCCAGUUCUGGGGCGGGACUUGUCGAAAUACGGGUGGGAAGAAAAAAUAACGCGUGCAAGACACUUGAUUACUCAUUCCGUCCAGGUACAGCGGAUGCCGGCCGACCAAAGGCGCUCCGCUUCUGCUAUUCUUGUAUGUGUGUGUGCGAGCACACUCCGUGCCAGUUUAUCGGACCCGUUCAUUUAGAGCAACAUUACAAUUGCAUCAGCUGCGUUUUCAUCAAAGGCUUUGCUUCAUAGGGAAUUAUUGGAGUUACUGGGGUAAUUACACCAUCUUUGCACUUCUGUGGCAAUCAUCAGAUGUUUUUCACGAUUUGGUGCAAUCAGACGAUUAAUCGGGCGCAGUCGUGCAGAGAAAUGAUGCAUUGAGGACGGGCUGCUGUGCGGUCAUAUCUUCCGAGCUCCAUUACGCGCAUCUCGAUCGGGAGAACUGUAAAUAUUUCGUGCAGAAAAACGCAAUGGCGACUCUUUUGCGCAAAAUCGGCCUCAUUCGCCUGCACGACCGCGACACGGAGGACCCGAAGCAUCACCACCAGGGCUCGCUGAAAGGGACUAAAGGGAGUCAGAAAAACAACACGAAGCACUGCAACGCCAGCAACGAGACCAACAACAUCCUCAGCACGCCAGAAAUCAAAGCCAAGCGCUUCGACGUGUCCGGUAAGGACAAGGCGGUCGCCAAACAGGACAAACCGAGCAAGGACGCGAAGGAGAAACAGCAAACGGGGGGUAGCAAAUCGACGAGCGCAUCCGUGAUGCCUCCGCUCGCGGCGAACCGACAGCACUGCACCCAGGUGCGGACGCGGAGGCUGAUGAAGGAGCUGCAGGAGAUCCGGCGGCUAGGUGAUAACUUUAUAACGGUGGAGCUGGCGGACGAUAACCUCUUUGACUGGAACGUCAAGCUGCACCAGGUGGACAAGGACUCGGCGCUGUGGCAGGACAUGAAGGAGACCAACACCGAGUACAUACUGCUGAAUGUCACCUUCCCCGACAAUUUCCCUUUCUCUCCGCCGUUCAUGCGCGUCCUGACGCCGCGGCUGGAGAACGGAUACGUGCUGGACGGCGGCGCGAUCUGCAUGGAGUUAUUAACGCCCCGCGGCUGGUCGAGCGCUUACACCGUCGAGGCCGUGAUGAGGCAGUUCGCUGCCAGUCUGGUCAAAGGACAGGGCCGCAUCUGCAGGAAAGCAGGCAAGUCUAAGAAGGCCUUUAGUCGCAAGGAAGCCGAGGCGACCUUCAAGAGCCUUGUGAAGACCCACGAGAAGUACGGCUGGGUUUCCCCGCCCGUGUCUGACGGCUGAUGUCAGCACCUUCCCCGGCGAUCCUGACAUGGCUUUUUUUAGUUGGGUUAUCUUCUUUCUUCAUCAUCAAACUUAACCAUGCGAACAAAACAAAUGCUACCGCGUCAUAUCUCGCACAUCUCGGAACAUUCACAGUCCCGUCGCCGUUCUUCACACUUCAUCAAGGUGCCAUGGACACUGGCUGUGACAUCACAAUUGCUGGCUGUGACAUCACAAUUACUCAUUAGCGGGCAUCAUUACGGCUACACGCAGCUGAGGAAUUUGGAACGACGCUCCAAGCAAAGUGAAAUGUGCGCCAAUUCCACAACCAUACUGUCUACCUGUCUGUAUGUUUCCUUCUCUUUCUUCUUCCCCGUCCCGGCCAUCUUUUUUUCCUUUAAUAGCUGACAAUGCAUCGCACUGAACAGCGUCAGACUUGCCCCCAUUUACAUGCAAAUGACUCUGUUAAUACUUAAUAGAUAGGCAGAUCAUUAAAGUACAUUCAAGGUUCCGUUGUUCUCGUUUCCUCCUCUUUGGCUGUGUUGUUUUUCACGGUUGGAUGCAACAUGAUGAUUGUAAUUUAUGUAGAGCUGUGCUCUUCUCUUUCUCUCUAUUACUCUAUGCGCGUGGCAAAAUGUAGACAUCACUGUGUUGCGUAGAUGGUCAUCGAUUUCCAAUGGAGAAAAAACUACUGUUGUUGCUUACGCAGAGGUCCGAGAUAAAAAAAAUGUGGUAGUGAUCCGCCUCUGUUGGUCGUUCUAUUUUUUGUUUUCGGGAGAAGACCAAAAGCUCUUAGUUCUGAUGAUUUAGAUACCAGAUGGCGAAUGUCGACGUCCCAAUGGGAUAUUCAUGUACUGGCGAGAGAGUCACGGUUAGCAUGUGACAUGUACGGCGAUGUUUGCACACGGGGUUAAUAUGAAAUCUUUUAUUCGUCCCCGUGGGGCACUAAACCUCGAAACAAAGCCGAAAAUGAGCGGACUGAGCUCUUUGUAAGCGCCAGCAUAAGGACAUUGCUGUAACUUGGCAGGCUGAAUGUCACAGCGGAUGGCCUGAGGGCCUGAACCUACCAAACGUCCACACAAACUCAAAUGUGUUGAUUUACUUCAAUACUAUAUCGGGUCAAAAAUCGAUUUGUGGGAUGAUUUUUCAAACCUUGCUCCGACUUUGCAUGAGUGCUAUUGUGCGUUUAAAGAACACUGGAAACAGUGGUCAUAAAAUGGCAGACAAAACCAUGAUGAGAUCGUCUCGACUGCGUUCUGAGAAAAUGGACUCUCGAGCGGGUCAGUGCGUACCUGGUACAGACACUGUCAAUAAAAGCCAGAAGACAGACAGACAGAGAAAUAGCGAGAGAAACGAGGAGGGUUCUUUGUUCAGCAGCCUUGAGGUAUGAGGACGGCCCGUUUAGUCACAUGAUUGAUGUUCUGAGAGCCGCACCCCGAUGCCUUGAUGUUUAUUGACUUCUCCUUCAAAUGUCAGCGUGAAUCUGGAACAGCGCAUCUUGAGACCGUAGAGAUAUAGGAGCUCUGUUGAUUUUAGACUCCACCUAUGGUGCUUUCCAUGCUAUAUAAAUGAUUGGAUAGAUCGAGAGGGAAGAUCAUGUUUUAACAUAAUAGUUGAAACAACUGAAGAACGUCUUAUUGUUUACCGACCCUCAUGGCGUUCUAAUUCCAUAUGAUUUUCUGUCUUCGAUAGAACACAAAAAAAAGUAACAAACGAAAACAUAUGAAAAUUGAAAGCAAAUGGGGUUGGGGAUGUCAAGCUAAAUAUUAGCGUUAGCAUCUCCUUUUGGAACAACAUCAGGGCGAGUAAAUAAUUAUUCGAUUUCAUUUUUCUUCUUGAACUUGAAUAAGUAAGAUGUGUUUGAUGCCGUAACGUGUGAUAUUUUGAAGGUCAGCUCCAGACAUGAAACAGCUCGUGCCAAAAGCUUAAAGUACUUGUCACCAUUUCCUUGUGUGCUUUUCUGUGUAGCUGUUUUUGCUGUAGGACAACUCCGAUCUUUUCAACCUUUGUCACAAGACGCUGCUAAUAAAUAUAUGGAAUUCGAAUAAUGAAACAAGAAGAUGCUCAUGUAUACAAUAGUAUAAAAUAGCAUCUGUGAGGGUUCUAAAGCAGGAAAUAGUAAAAACUGAAUUUAGACUGACUUAUUAGCUGUAUAUGUGUUUAUGAUAAUAAAGUUGUCAAAUCCCGAAAUUGUGCUUAAAAGGCAGUCUGGUUUUAUUCCGGUCAUCACCAACCAGAAAAUAUUGUGUUUGUGUUAUUGCCGCAAAUGCAACGCGCUAGAUGUGGUGGCUUCAUGCAACUUCGGUGUCUGGUUGCAGACGGUAUCUUGUGUCACUAAUGAAGAGCGUUUGGUCUUCCCCAGAGUCUGUUUGGACAUUAUUGAAAAGUGGUUUUGUGUUUUCCUAUUUAGCGAGAGGAGAUACUAUACCAAGAACUUAUUAUUAUAACCAGUCAAAAAUAUCUCGAAAUUGGAUGUUUUGCGGUUAAGGGAGCAUCAUUUUGUGAUAUAGUUUAGAUCUGUAGUUCGCAGAAACAAACUAACAGAGUUAAUCGUCAAAACGAGUGAGAUGAUUCUGUUGUAUUAUAUCUGCAUGUGGUCUGUGAUUGUUAGCUAGCUAACUUGUUUUCUUUUUCUUUGGUUUUUCACCAAAAAAAAUGAAAGUAACUAAAAAGCGCAGAAUAUGCUUCUUUGUGUUUUCUUUCUGUUCGUCUGAAUUUUCUUUAUUACUGUCCUGAAAUGUCAAAUUGUAUUUUAUGAAUGUGUUUUAAUUUAUUUGUAGUUUGCCAAAAUGACGAUUUUGAAGCAUGUUGCAGGCGUUGUCACUGAUGAUAAAAGAGAAAGAAAAUAAAUUAAAAAUAUAAUAUAUGUACCUGAAUGGAAAGGAGUCUGGUAUAUGUAGUGUCCUCAGGCUUUCACGGGGUGAAAGGUGAAACUACGGGACAAUGUGUUUUCUGCACUGCAUAAACAUCAUGCCAGGAUGUGGUGAGAGCAAAACCAAACAGGAAUGUGCAAUAAAAGCUGUAGGCUGAUUCCACCCUGCAGAAAGA